UUAUCCGACUAUAAAUAAGGCUGGGCGUGUAUUUGCAACAAACUCGCUGUGCACUCGGAUCACAAUUAUGAAUUUUUCCCGAUUAGCGUGUUUUAUCAUCUUGAUCGGUUCUGCAAAAUGCCAGCAGGAUUGUCGGCACGAUGAGCCGCAGCUUGAGAUCGCAAAGACGGAUGUUGAGGUGCGAAACGGAACCAUUUUUUAUGAAAAUCACGCGUUUAAACCUGGAGAUUACGAGGCUGUCGGUGAUUAUUACUACAUUUGUCCCUGCAAUGUCAAGUAUUGCGUCAGAACCUGCACCAAUUUAGAAAAUUAUUUUCCACCAAACAAGAGUUUCAAACUUGACGUCGUGACCAAAGAUGGGCAUAAGAAAAACGUCGAUUUCUACAGCCACUUCUACCCGAUCGACGAAAUUCGCGAUAGUCACGAUUGCUUCUGGGAUGUGAUCACAGAUGCUUACGAUGUACUUGAGAACGGAAGCGUGGCAUUUUUGUUUGGUGAAGAAGUGAACGUGCUGUACAAGUCCUCAGAUUUCUGCUUUGCCGAAGACAGUGAAGGGGAGAGCAAGAAGUUGGCUUGCUUUAUAGAAGACCCGGAUUUUGUUAAUAUCAAACUUUCCCACUCGUACCUGCCUCUUUAUGUGGUUUCUGCCAUUUUCCUGCUGAUCACCGCGCUUGCGAUUGUGGCGUCAAAAAAGGAAGGAAAAUCAAAUUUGAGCAAACUCGCCGUUUGCUUUGCUUUAACCAUGAUGGUUUCCUAUUCGCUUUUCACCAUUUUUUAUUAUCUGAAACCUCCAAACCUCAUCCUCAACGACUGGAUUUGCAGUAUUUUUGCAUACACAAUAUACGUUUCAAGGCUCAGUCCAUAUUUUUGGCUCUACUCAAUGUGUUUUGAGAACUUCCAGCUUAAUUCAAAGCAAGCUCGGCGUGAACCUCAAAUCUCCAGAUCUUUCGCCUUUUCAGCACUUUGCUCCAUUAUGAUACCUGCUUUAAUCUUCGUUAUUUAUCGAGUAGCGAAUCGCAUUUGGCAUCAUUCGAGAGGUGAAUUCGACUAUUCAAUUAGCGAAGAGACUUGCAACUUUCAAGAUUACGACAUUGAAAUGAUCGUCUAUAACGGUCCUGCUGCCAUUGUUUCAAUUAUUAAUUUGAUCCUACUGGUUUCAACUUUAAAAUUGGGGCAGGCUCAGGACCGCCGCAGUUGGUUUUUUAUUUCUGUGCUGCUAUUUAUCAUCACGGUGUUUCCAAUAAUACUGGAUUGCGGCGUAUUUUGGCUGAUGGAUGUUAAAAACGACGAAUCAUUCGUUUGGACCAUUUUAUAUAUUUUAAAUUCAAUUAGUGGGAUUUUCGUUUUUCUAGUUUUUGCCAUUUUCAACGGAAAUUUCAGGAAAAGCUUAUUUUGUAGCAAAAACGUUGAUGAACAUUACAACGAAGUAGAACUUCGUUAGGUAAAUAUAAAAUGGAUUUUCCAACUAAAUAUAAUUAAUUCAUAUUUUAACUUUUUAAUUAUAUUUCUUUUUCAUUUAAUCACAAUCACUUAAUUGUACACACAUUUUAAAAGAGGAAAUACUUUGUAUAAUGUCUUGGGCCAUUAAUGAGAAUCAAAAAAUUA
Molecule: messenger RNA, 1605 nt
Organism: Neocloeon triangulifer
Lineage: Eukaryota; Metazoa; Arthropoda; Insecta; Ephemeroptera; Baetidae
Product: probable G-protein coupled receptor Mth-like 10
Exons: 7
Coding region: 68-1441 (457 amino acids)
Biological process (GO): cell surface receptor signaling pathway
Cellular component (GO): membrane
Molecular function (GO): G protein-coupled receptor activity
Source: RefSeq, a predicted model, not a curated record